Monodelphis domestica (gray short-tailed opossum) is the source of this 2890-nucleotide messenger RNA. RefSeq names its product ankyrin repeat and BTB domain containing 1 (gene ABTB1). The record is from RefSeq and is a predicted model, not a curated record. NCBI's taxonomy places the organism in Eukaryota, Metazoa, Chordata, Mammalia, Didelphimorphia, Didelphidae. Gene Ontology annotation, cellular component: cytoplasm; ubiquitin ligase complex. Gene Ontology annotation, molecular function: protein binding.
GGCGCUUACAAUCAAUCUACUGUGUGUAUGUGUGGAAUGGGGAGAUUUCCCUGCCUGGUCCACGCUGUACGGCCCGGAACGCCGCCGAUGCCGCCGCUCUAGAACCCGACGCUGGCGAGGCUCUCCAGCACCUAGAACCCGGCGGGCGGUGGGUCGUUGGUCCUCGGGCUCCAGCCGCCGCAGCGGCCGCCCCGCCCCGGGGGCGGAGCCGGGCCUUCGGGCCUGCAGUGUUUACAUCCGCCCCGGGACGGAGACGAGGAAGGGCCGUGAAAGGGAAGGGCCGCCGCCGCUGCUUUCGCCGCCUCCAGAGUCUCACCGAACCCCAACAGAGCCCGAACCCACCGGGUCAUGAGCGCCCCGGGCCAUGGACACCAGCGAUCUCUUCAUCAGCUGCAAGAAAGGAGACGUGUGCAGAGUCCGGUACCUUCUGGAGCAGAGAGACGUGGAGGUCAAUGUCCGGGACAAGUGGGACAGUACCCCUCUAUAUUACGCCUGCUUGUGUGGACAUGAGGAGCUUGUACGCUACCUCCUGGCCAAUGGAGCCAGGUGCGAGGCCAACACUUUUGAUGGGGAGCGCUGCCUGUAUGGGGCACUGAGUGACACCAUCCGUCGGGAGUUGAGAGACUACAAGCAGAUCACGUCCACUCGAAUGCAGAGGGAUUAUUAUGACGACUUCCUGCAGCGGCUCCUGGAGCAGGGCUACCAGAGCGACAUCGUUUUCAUCGUCCACGGGAAAUCCUUCUGUGCCCACCGAUGCAUCCUCAGUGCCCGCAGCAGCUACUUCGCCAACAUGUUUGAUACCAAGUGGAAGGGGAAGAGUGUGAUUGCCCUCAAGCACCCUCUGAUCAAUCCCAUGGCCUUCGGCUCCCUUCUGCAGUAUCUCUACACAGGCCGCCUGGACAUUGAUGUGGAGCACGUGAGUGACUGUAAGAGACUGGCCAAGCAGUGUCAGCUGCAGGAGCUCAUCACCGGCCUAGAGACCAAGUGCAAGAAGGCCUAUGAGUUUGUGGCCUCUAAGCCGGGGACAUGCGUGAAGGUUCUGACCAUCGAGCCUCCCCCUGCCGACUGCCGGCUCCGGGAAGACCUGGCGCUGCUGGCAGACUGUGCCUUGCCUCCGGAGCUCCGGGUGGGCUUUGGAGAGCUGCCUUUUGACAGUACGGACAAUUUCAGCAGCUGUCCUGACGUCUGCUUCCGUGUGGCCGACUACAACUUCUUGUGUCACAAGGCCUUCUUCUGCGGCCGUAGUGACUACUUUCGGGCCCUGCUGGAGGAUCACUUCAGUGAGAGUGAAGAGCUGGCAGCCUCUCCUGGCCUCCCUGCAGUCACCCUGCACGGCAUCUCCCCCGACAUCUUUACCCGCGUGCUUUACUACGUGUACAGCGAUGACACUGAGCUGUCCCCUGACAUCGCCUAUGAUGUUCUGUGCGUGGCUGACAUGUACUUGUUGCCUGGCCUGAAGAGGCUGUGCGGCCGGAGCCUGGGCCAGGUGUUGGACGAAGACAACGUGGUGGGCGUCUGGAAGGUGGCUAAGCUGUUCCAGCUUACUCGGCUGGAGGACCAGUGCACGGAAUUCAUGGCCAAGGUCAUCGAGAAGCUGGUGGAGCGGGAGGAGUUCGCAGCAGCCGUGAAGGAGGAGGCAGCCGCUGUGGCUGAGCGCCAGGAGACAGACUCCAUCCCCCUGGUGGACGACAUCCGCUUCCACAUCACUAGCAACGUGCAGACCUACAGUGCCAUCGAGGAGGCCAGCCAGAGGCUGCAGGUUCUGGAGGAGCUCUUGGCCAACAUCGGUCUGGACUGUUGACGCUGCUGCGUGGGGGGCCGGACGUUCUUCCCCUGCAGAUCCCCUUGCUGCAGGGCCCUGGCCGGCAUCCUCCCCGUGGCUUUGGGAUCUGCGCCCCUCCCCCUCCGCGCCCGCCUCUCCCCAAGUCCGCGCAUGGGCGGGAGAGGCUCUUCUCCAAGCACUGAUUACACUUCCUUGGGGCUGAGAACCCGAAUGGCUCUAGGUCUCGAAUCUUUGUUUCCAGAAGCUCCGAAUGUCUUUUUCGGCUAGGCAGCGGAGAGAAGGAUCGCCAGGAUAGACUUCUGACCACGCGUGUCCUUGCUGCCCCGUGGAUAUGGGCGGCUGUGCUUUCCCUCCUAUGGCACGUGGGCUGGGUAGCUCGUUCUUCCCCAACCUGCCUUACUCCAUCCGGGUCCCUGGGCUCUCCCCGGUGGCCCCCUCACGGGGAGGGAGGAGGCAGCUCCUGGCACGAUGUCCUCCUGAGAUUAGCUUGCUGGCAUCUCUUUCCUUCCCUCUGCGGAGAAGGGCCAGAGGAUCUUGGUCCAGAGGAUGCGUGGCUCCACCAUGGGCUGAGAGCUCAGGCUCUGGAUGGGAGGGGGAGAGGCAGGGAGCCUCCCUCGGGACCCCUGAGGCUUCCCUGUCAGAGCUUACGGUCUGGCCAAGGCGAGCCCUCCUGGUCCCGGGUCCCAGGGCUGGGUGCUUUCCUUCUUUUUCUUUUUUCCCUCAAAGCACAAAUGGGCAUCUCCCGAACUCUCCCGGUGGGGAGGAGGGUGAGGGAUUUUUGGUUGGGGAAAUGAAUCCUGGGAAAGCUGGGAUGUUAAGGGAAAACUGGGGUCUCCGAGGCGAGUUAAAGCCCGGGGAUUGUGCUAAGCCCAGAGAAAACCGAUCUGGGCUUGUGCCGAGGGAGAUUCACUCCUCCCUAGGCUGGUACCCUCGCACGGUGAGGUGAGGCCGAGAGCUGCCCAGCACCUUCUUCCCCUUGGAGAAAAAAAACAAAACACACAAAAAAGCCCAAACUGCAGGUUUUCAGAGCUAAGAUCUAUUCUAAUAUAUACUAUUUAAAAAUAAAACAGAGGAGCAUGUGUGCAGCAAUAAAAAUAUAUUUCCCUA